GAUUUUCCCAAAUACGGACAAUGUCAUUGUAGAAGCUUCUUUAGUGUUUGUCUUUUGAAAAUAUUUGUCCCGGAUCGAUGAUCAAGCUCGCAAGAUUAAUAGUCUUUGUUCAAUUGAGCGUUCUGAUCGAGGUUUCAAAGUCGCUUGGAUAAUUUGAUUCUUGCUUGUUUCUCGACCAUAUGCCGCACGAAGCCGUUGUUCAUGGCUAACCCUAACGUAGAAACCUCACAUAGGCUUGAAAAGGCAUUCAAGGUGAUUUCUGUGGCCACAGCAAGAGGAGAUGGCUCAAGGAAUGAAGCUUUAUCACCCAUCACUUCACCAACUCAAAUACAGAAAGUUUCCUUGGUAAAGUUGACACCAUUGGAGGCAACUAAUGCAACUCGGACAUCAGCUCUCUCCCCGAAUACGUUGAAUAGACUCGUUGAAGAACAGGCAAAAUCCCACGAAGCCAUUGAGGCCUUGCAGCAACGUGUGCAGGCAGCUACGCCAAGUAAUUUUUUAUCCGAUGCACGCAAGGAAUUAGAGCAAAGUGCCGUAAAACAAAGGAACGUUUUGAACCAAAUACUUGGCACACCUGUGCCGUCCUCGCCGGCGACGCUAUCGAAGACUAGAAAAGGCAUUCAAUCCGCCAUGUUGGAUAUUUCAAGUGACGCCAUGCAUUCAACACCGCUUGCCCAAAAACUUUUCCCCGCUGGCUCAGAUUUUGGUGAUGACAUUGAACAUGAGAUCCUCAACAGGAAGGACUCGAACAGAAGGAAUAAGAAAUCCGAUACGGAUAACGAUACCGGGGUCGAAUCCGAUACGGGUUCUGAUCCCUGUGGUGAAGAUGACGGUAUCAAAAAGCCUAGAGUGGAAAUGACUGGAGUAUUACCUACGAAAGAUCCUGACCGGGCCAGACAUUUUUCCCCGAUGGGAAAAACGGCCUUCUCGCGUGAAUCGAAUUCAACGCGUGGAAAGCACAAAGACGAAUUGCUGGUGUAUCUUGAAAUAAUUGAACAAAAAGCAUUAGCUGUUGAAAGUUUGAUAGAGCAAGCUAAAUUAGAUACGGUGCUUCACAUACGGAAGCAAAUUGAAGCUGAAUUCAAUGGUGUGCCUUUGCAAGAAAUCCCCGCAAAGUGCCAUCAGAAAAUCGACCGCGCUAUACAGAGAUAUCUGGAGCGAGAAUUGGAAAAGAUCCGAGCGAAUUAUGAAAACAAGGAGGCUGGGAGCGAGCCACAUGGCGAAGUCGAGAGAAUUGAUAGAGAGAGCAAACAGAGUGGCAUGGGGAGAGGGAGACCGAGCGAUGAAAUUCAGGACCUGGAGCGGGAAAACGAUGAUCUGCGAGAUAGAAUAGGGGGUCUGGAAGUGAGUGUCGACCGGGUCGACAGGUUGUACUUGAUGCAGAAAAAGGAAAACGAAUACUUGACCGAGAAGGUCACGAAGUUGGAACGACAGUUGGCGAAUGAGAAACUGAGGUAUGAAAAUGAUCUGAACAAUGUCAAAAACGACUUUGAGGAAACGAGAAAGGAUAGGAAUUUUUCGAAGGAGAAAACCAUCGCGAGUAAAAUUGACUUUGGAAACGAUUCUGAGACGAUGGUUUCGCUUUAUCGUAAGUUGGAACAAGAGGAAAAGCAGAACAAAGCCUUGAGAGUUGCCGGAGAGGCAGACCAGACGACCAUACGAUGUCUUGAAGGGAAAGCAAGCGAACUUGAGCGAGAAUUGCAAAAUUCAAGGCGAGAAGUGAGCGACUUGUUGCAGGAAAUCCGCGAACUGCAAGGCCACGCAGAAAGACGGGACAGGAAGUUGCAGGAAUGCGAGGCUCAUUUGAAAGAGGUCUUGGACGAGAGACGAGUGCUUCGGGAGACCUUGGUGAUGUCUGAACACGAAAUAUCGCUUUUGGAAAAUAAACUAGGAGACGACAACAGCGGUGCUUGGAAGGACAGCAAGAAGGAGAUCUUAGGAGAACUACGAAAGCUUGAAAAACACAUCAAGGUUAUACAUAAAGAGAAACGAAAGCUCGAAAAUAAAUAUCUUGCUUUUAAGAUCGAGAACGAGCAUUUGAGUGAUUCACUGCAUUCGUUCAGUAAGACCAAGGAUAUCUUGACUCCAAUGAGCAGUUGCAAUGUUAGUCGAAAUCAGAGCACGUUAUCGUCGCACUCCAGUUCGAGGUCUUCGUCGCUCGCGGGCUCAGAUCUGGAAGACGAGGAGGCCGAGGAUAGUCGUCAUGUAAGCCGAGGGAGAAUUGCGCAUGGAACUGGGCGGAGGCGAAAACGGAGCGUACAGGAUCAGAAAGACAAAAAAUUUGCAGAAGCUGUGGCAAGAAAGCUGAUGUUUGCACAACAAGUUCUCAAGGAUCAAAAUUGUAAUUUUUCUAGUUUCGAAAAUUCCGGGGAUGAUCUUAUCAAUGAAGCAGACCAGCUGGUUAAAAAAGUGGACAGUUUGCAAGCUGAGAAGCUUGCGAUAAAGAUGGAGCUUGAAUCUGUACGAUCAGCCCAACCGGUUUCCUAACCACCGAACCAUGCAGUGUCUCUCAACUCGUGUUUCAUGCACUCGUGGCUAGUGUAUAUGGUGGAAAAUGUCGAAGAAAUCUCUUAAUCUUCAUUUAGUAAACUUGCGAGGUUUUGUGAAAUGUGAAAAUUAUAGCCCAGUGCCAGUGGAGUACUUUAGUGCAUUUAGAAAUUCUCCAUGCAAAUGAAAUUCUUAAUAAAAAUGUAUAUUCAGAAUUCGCCAACUUUAAAAGGCUGUAUUUUAUUAUCUAAAUCUGCUAUUUUGUCAAAUGAAAACUUUUUAUACAAUUGGUUCACAAGCUAUUUACAUUCAUUUUUUUCACAAAUAUUUUUACGAGACCUAUUGUGAAAUUUUAUACAUGAAAUCGUUGUGUGAUGCUAUUGUUAAAUGUAAAUACUAGAUGUUGUUACUGCUAGUGCA
This is a messenger RNA of Dendronephthya gigantea, 2907 nucleotides long. RefSeq names its product cingulin-like. The coding region runs from base 202 to 2487 and encodes 761 amino acids. The transcript has 7 exons. The record is from RefSeq and is a predicted model, not a curated record. Lineage: Eukaryota; Metazoa; Cnidaria; Anthozoa; Malacalcyonacea; Nephtheidae.